AUGCGAACAUCGUGGGCUGAUUCGGUUUCUGCAGCUGAGAACUCGGCUACUGGCGGUUCUGCUAAUAAUGGGCGUGUGGGGACCACUCCGGCUCCGACCAGAUCGACUUAUGUGCCGCCGCAUCUCAGAAAUAGGUCAACUUUGUCGGAGUCACCGGCUCCGGCAUCUUAUGGUGGCUCUUCAAUUUCAGGUAAUGAUCAAUCCGGGUACGGCCCUACUUUAGGCGGGAACCGAGGGGGUGGCCCUAGGAAUGAUUAUAAUAGAUCUGGGUAUGGUAGUGGUGGCCGCGGUGGUGGUUGGAAUAGCAGAAGUGAUGGUUGGGAUCGUGGGAGGGGAAGGGAAGUAGAUCCUUUUGGAGAUGAUGACGGUGAAGAGCAACCUGUUGGUGAACUGGAAAACACGGGGAUUAACUUUGAUGCAUACGAGGAUAUUCCUGUGGAGACAAGUGGGGAUAAUGUGCCGCAACCGGUGAAUACUUUUGCGGAGAUUGAUUUAGGUGAAGCACUUAAUCAGAAUAUUCGGAGGUGCAAGUAUGUGAAGCCAACUCCUGUGCAGCGGCAUGCCAUACCAAUAUCGCUCGCAGGAAGGGACUUGAUGGCUUGUGCUCAGACCGGGUCUGGCAAAACAGCUGCUUUCUGCUUCCCAAUUAUCAGUGGAAUUAUAAGAGGUCAAUUUUCACAGAGACCUCCACGGGUGCCGCGUAUGGCAUUUCCUCUUGCUCUUAUUCUCUCUCCAACAAGGGAGCUUUCAUCCCAAAUUCAUGAAGAAGCUAGGAAAUUUGCAUACCAAACGGGUGUCAAGGUGGUUGUUGCCUAUGGUGGAGCACCUAUUAACCAACAGCUUCGAGAACUGGAGAGAGGUGUUGAUAUACUUGUGGCAACCCCGGGACGGUUGGUAGAUUUGCUUGAGAGGGCAAGAGUUUCAUUACAGAUGAUCAAAUACUUAGCUCUAGAUGAGGCAGAUCGAAUGCUGGACAUGGGAUUUGAACCUCAAAUAAGGAAAAUUGUGCAACAGAUGGACAUGCCUCCUGCAGGUAUAAGGCAAACGAUGCUGUUCAGUGCCACUUUUCCAAAGGAGAUACAGAGACUGGCCUCUGAUUUUCUUUCAAAUUACAUCUUCUUGACUGUCGGAAGAGUUGGGUCAAGUACUGAUUUGAUUGUCCAAAGAGUUGAAUAUGUUCAUGAGACUGACAAGAGAAGCCACCUCAUGGACCUCCUCCAUGCCCAGAGGGCAAAUGGUGCUCAUGGCAAGCAAUCGCUUACUCUGGUUUUUGUGGAGACAAAGAAGGGAGCCGAUUCACUGGAACACUGGUUGUGUAUGAAUGGCUUCCCUGCUACCACUAUUCAUGGUGAUAGAACACAGCAGGAAGCAUGUGUUUUUAAAGAAAUACUGGAAACAAGGUUUUGUUUGUGGAUGAAAAUGGAGUCUAGCAGAAGGUCAUUGAAGGAAGGGGAUGGCAAGCAUUUGGAGGAUGUCAUUCAUGGCGAUAGUGAUGCUAUGCCCAGAGAGAAGGACAAUAGGGACUAG
Ilex paraguariensis (yerba mate) is the source of this 1527-nucleotide messenger RNA. The record is from the annotation of a GenBank genome assembly. Lineage: Eukaryota; Viridiplantae; Streptophyta; Magnoliopsida; Aquifoliales; Aquifoliaceae.